This is a messenger RNA of Glycine soja, 1236 nucleotides long. RefSeq lists its product as uncharacterized. The transcript is spliced from 5 exons. NCBI's taxonomy places the organism in Eukaryota, Viridiplantae, Streptophyta, Magnoliopsida, Fabales, Fabaceae. The record is from RefSeq and is a predicted model, not a curated record. The coding region runs from base 1 to 1236 and encodes 411 amino acids.
AUGGGGAAAAUGGCUCACGGCGGAGGCUUCCGGAAGACCCGUAGACUUGUAGGUAGAGAUAGACCUGAUGACCAGGAUGCUGCUGAUGUUCCCGAGAGGCGUAGGCCUACUGCCUCAGCCCAUAGGCUACGGGUUCAUCAGAUGACUGCGGAGGGACGUGAUAUGGCUGAGGACGUUGCUGACAUGACUGACGAUGUCCCUGAGCUGGCUACGGAGGCACCUGAGAUGCGUGCGGACGUACAUGGUGCUGAUGGUGGUGAGGGGUCAGAUGCUGAUGAUGCUGCUGAGGGAUUCCCUGGUGGGCCACGUGACCCUUUCCAUGCUCUUUCUACGGAGGAGGCUAGAUUUUUGCUGACAGAGUUGCUCGAGGUGUCUGCCGAGGAGGCCAGGGCCGAGACAACACUCACACAUGGGGCAUAUGUACGACUAGGAUGGGUUCGAGACAUUUAUGAGACGAGAUGUCAGGCCUGGCGGUGGAUUGUCGCAGCUCGCGCUUAUCUGCUGCACCUUGUCGAUUGCACUCUUUUUGCUAAUAAGAGUGCAACAUACGUGCAUGUGGUUCACCUUGACGCUUUCCGGGACCUCGCUCAGAGUGGUGGUUACGCUUGGGGAGUUGCCGCGUUGGUUAAUAUAUGUGUCCUGGUUGCCGUACACGGAGCAUCGAGGGUUAGAGCCUUUCAGGAGAUUUCAUCUUUCCAGGGUCAGCUGAGAUGGGGUCCUAUGGUGGUCACAGCUCGAUCGGAGAGGGUGGUACGCCAGUUUGGUUACAUCCAGAGCAUCCCUCCGCCGCCUAUUAGGGCACGAUUGUCACACGAUCAGAUAGAUGACAGGUGGAUGCAGUUUGCGGAGCACUUACUACCUGCGGGUCAGCUUUGUCUAGUGCCUGGGCAGGUAUCUGCGGAUUACAUGGAGUGGUUUUUCCGCAUAUCUCACCCAUUCAUGAUACAGAUCCAGGCAGAUGACCAGCCGAGAGAUGCACUAGCUGCAGACCCUGAGGACUACAUACAGCCGCCCAGCCCCCAGGUUCCAGUAGCAUUUGACCCCCCUCCACAUGUGGAUGAUUACGACGGAUAUGAGGCGAUUGCACAGAAGUUGGAGCGUGUGCUCGACCUUAGGAUGGUCACUGCAGGCAUAGAGUUAUAUGACAUUAUGCAAGACUGCCUAACGAUCGUGAGAGGGGGACCCAGUGUUGAUGGGACUGUCAGGGCUUGUCAAAGACGCCGCAUGGACCAUUGA